Lactuca virosa is the source of this 2199-nucleotide messenger RNA. The record is from the annotation of a GenBank genome assembly. Lineage: Eukaryota; Viridiplantae; Streptophyta; Magnoliopsida; Asterales; Asteraceae.
CGGCCGGUGGGGAUAGAAGGCGUGUGGGGGCGGAACGACCAGCGUGCCUUUCCCUUUACAUUUCUGCAAAACCCUUGCAACUCAACCUUUUUAUAUGAAAUUCGAUCCUCGAUUUGGUCAAAUUUGACGCAUCACCAAUUCAAUUCAAUUAAUUUCGCCCUAAAUUGACCUUUCGGUUCAUCGAUUCCUCGAUUUGUUGAACUACUAGCUCUGUCGAUUUGUUAAAUUUGUAGGGUAUCUGGAGCUCCCUAGAUUUUAUUCAAUGGUGGUGGUUUCGAGUGGCUUCGCUAACUCUGUUAUUCUUACUAAUUCCGAUUCCAAAAGCAUGAUAACCAGUCUUCUUUCUUCUUCUUCUUCAUCAUCUCGUUCGUUCCUUCAUUGUAAUCCGUCUUCUUCUUCUUUGGCGUAUGUUCCAUCUCAGCUUCGUAUAGACUUUGGUGUUAGGAAAUCGAUUUCCGAUAGGAGAUCAGCUCGUGUAAACCCUAGAUGCGAGGUAGUGUCGGAGCGAACCACCGAUGUUGAAUCUCUGUCGUCAGUGAAAUCAUCAAGUCGUUCUGCUCUUGAAGCUCUCAAGAUCUCUGCCGGAGACAGAUAUACAAAGGAAAGAAGCAGUGUUAUGGUGAUUGGACUUACUUUUCAUACAGCACCAGUUGAUAUCCGUGAGAAGCUCUCAAUUCCAGAGGCACAAUUGCCUCAAGCAAUCAGUGAGUUAUGUGCCUUGAACCAUAUAGAAGAAGCUGCUGUUCUUAGUACAUGCAACAGGAUGGAGAUAUAUGUUGUGGCUCUCUCCCAGCAUCGUGGUGUUAAAGAAGUGACUGAAUGGAUGUCCAAGGUUAGUGGUGUUUCUGUAUCAGAGAUAUCAAGACACCAAUUCUUGCUUUAUAACAAAGAUGCCACAAAACACUUGUUUGAAGUAUCUGCAGGGCUUGAUUCUCUUGUUCUAGGAGAAGGUCAAAUUCUCUCUCAGGUAAAGCAUGUUGUAAAGGUGGGACAAGGUGUUCCUGGGUUUGAUAGGAAGAUCAGUGGGCUGUUCAAGCAUGCAAUCAUAGUAGGGAAACGGGUCAGAACCGAGACCAAAAUCUCAUCUGGAUCAGUAUCCGUUAGUUCAGCUGCUGUAGAACUUGCCCAAAUGAAGAUCCCAGAAUCUUGUUAUGAUUCUGUGAAAGUAUUGGUAGUUGGAGCAGGAAAAAUGGGUAAACUUGUAAUUAAACAUUUGGUCGCGAAAGGGUGCACGAAAAUGGUGGUGGUCAAUAGAACAGAGGAUAAAGUCUCUGCUAUACGUGAAGAGUGUAAGAAUAUUGACAUUAUUUAUCGACCCUUUUCAGAAUUAAUCUCUUCUGCUUCAGAAUCUGAUGUUAUUUUCACCUGCACGGCUUCUGAAACACCAUUAUUCUUGAAAGAACAAGUCAAGAAUCUUCCUGUUUUGAGUUCACAAAGAAUGUUCAUAGAUAUAUCAGUUCCAAGAAACGUGGAAUCCUGUGUUUCAGAUCUUGAAACAGCCUGUGUGUACAAUGUUGAUGAUCUGAAAGAAGUGGUGGAAGCUAACAAAGAAGAUCGGGCACGUAAGGCAUUAGAAGCCCAAUCGAUUAUAUCACAAGAAGUUCAAGAAUUUGAAUCUUGGAAAGAUUCUUUAGAGACAGUGCCAACACUGAAGAAACUUAGGGCGUAUGCUGAAAGAAUCAGGGACAGUGAGUUUGAAAAAUGCAUGGAGAAAAUGGGAGAUUUAACAAAGAAACAAAAGGGGGCAGUUUAUGGUUUGAGUAAAGGUAUAGUAAACAAGCUUCUUGAGGGCCCAAUGCAACAUUUAAGAAGUGAUGAAAAUGAAGGGCGAUGUUUGGAUGAGAUACUUGAGAAUAUGCAUGCUUUAAACAGGAUCUUUGGACUUGAGACUGAAAUUUCUAUCUUAGAAGAAAAGAUUCGGUCAAAGAUGGAGAAGGCUAAAAACUAACUCUGGUUUGGUUUAGUAACCAUUCUUUGGUUCAAAUAUGAGUUUGUAUAAAGUUGUGGGCUAUUGGGGGUUAGUUGGGCAAGUCUGUAACUUUGGUUUUGGGUGUUACGGUGUUUGCGGAUGUGAGUGCAACUUUGAAGCCUAAGGGAACAAUUGGGGAAAAGAGGGUAAUGGUUUUUUCAUCGAGGAUUUUUGUUAUUAUUAAUUGUUAUAACUUCAUAUUACUUGUAUCACAUACUAAUUUACACAAU